This is a messenger RNA of Girardinichthys multiradiatus, 3438 nucleotides long. RefSeq names its product solute carrier family 12 member 4 (gene slc12a4). Gene Ontology annotation, molecular function: potassium:chloride symporter activity. The record is from RefSeq and is a predicted model, not a curated record. Gene Ontology annotation, biological process: chloride ion homeostasis; chemical synaptic transmission; potassium ion homeostasis. NCBI's taxonomy places the organism in Eukaryota, Metazoa, Chordata, Actinopteri, Cyprinodontiformes, Goodeidae. Gene Ontology annotation, cellular component: membrane. Bases 97 to 3378 code for a protein of 1093 amino acids. The transcript is spliced from 24 exons.
UGUAGUUGCCAUUAGUGGGAGUUGAACUGUGGCUGGCUAACAGCUAGCCUACUAGGCUGAGUUUGAGCUGGGAACGAAAAGAAGAGGGAUGAAAACAUGCCUCACUUCACAGUCGUACCAGUGAAGGAUCAGGCUCAGUCCAGCUAUGACAGUUUAGAAGGGAUUAACUGGGUCGACCACAGGGACACUGGACAGGACUGCCCUGACCAUCAAGAUGGUGCUGAAGAACAUGUGAACCACAAAGAAGACAGCCCUUUUCUUAACAAUGCUGAUACCACUGGCAGGAAGAAUGACUUCUAUGACAGGAACCUGGCUUUAUUUGAGGAAGAGCUUGACAUCCGGCCGAAGGUUUCUUCUCUCCUCAGCCGCUUGGUCAACUACACUAACAUCACGCAGGGUGCCAAAGAGCAUGAAGAGGAAGAAAUUGCUGAGGCCUCACGGAGGAAGACCCCCAAGUCUCCCAACAUGGGCACUUUGAUGGGUGUCUACCUGCCGUGUCUCCAGAACAUCUUUGGGGUCAUUCUCUUCCUUCGGCUCACAUGGAUUGUGGGGAUGGCCGGCAUCAUACAGUCCCUUCUGAUUGUCCUCAUGUGCUGCUCGUGUACGAUGCUAACAGCCAUAUCCAUGAGUGCCAUUGCUACUAACGGUGUUGUUCCAGCUGGAGGGGCAUAUUUCAUGAUCUCACGUUCACUUGGCCCUGAGUUUGGAGGAGCUGUGGGUCUGUGCUUCUACUUGGGCACCACCUUUGCCUCUGCUAUGUACAUUCUUGGAGCCAUUGAAAUCUUCUUGAAAUAUCUGGUCCCUCAAGCGGCUGUUUUUCACUCCGCUGAUCAUCUUGGUCGAGACAGUGCCCUGCUAAACAACAUGCGUUUGUACGGCACUUUGUGCCUCAGCCUGAUGGCUGUGGUAGUUUUUGUGGGGGUCAAAUAUGUCAACAAGCUGGCCUCCCUUUUCCUGGCCUGUGUUAUUAUCUCAAUUGUCUCCAUUUAUGCUGGGGCAAUCAAAUCCAUGACUCAUCCGCCAGAAUUCCCGAUAUGCAUGUUGGGCAACAGGACUUUGGUGAGAGAUGGCUUUGAUGUAUGUGCCAAAACUGUGAUAAUGGGAAACAUUACAGUGCCCAGUCAACUGUGGAAUCGGUUCUGCGUUGGUGGGAACCUGAGCAGUACUGAGCAAUGUGAUGAUUACUUUAUCCAGAAUAACGUGACAGAGAUACAGGGAAUUCCUGGAUUGGGCAGUGGGAUUAUCAGAGAAAACAUGUGGAGCAACUACUUACAGAAAGGCGAGAUCUUAGAAAAGGCAGGACUGCAGUCAGUGAAUGUCCACGGUCCAAUAGAGAACUUCAUCAACUAUGUGUCGGCAGACAUUGCUACAUCUUUUACACUUUUGGUGGGGAUCUUCUUCCCAUCUGCUACAGGUAUCAUGGCAGGCUCUAACAGAUCCGGUGAUCUCAGGGAUGCUCAAAAGUCCAUUCCUGUGGGAACAAUUUUAGCCAUUACAACUACUUCACUUGUUUAUGUAAGUUCUGUGGUCCUGUUUGGGUCCUGUUUAGAAGGAGUAGUCCUGAGGGACAAAUUUGGAAAUGCUGUUCAACAGAACCUUGUUGUUGGCACUCUCUCCUGGCCAUCUCCAUGGGUUAUUGUCAUUGGCUCCUUCUUCUCUACUGUUGGUGCGGGCCUGCAGUCCCUCACCGGCGCUCCACGGCUUUUACAAGCUAUUGCCAAGGACAACAUUAUUCCCUUUCUUAGGGUGUUCGGUCAUGGAAAGGCUAAUGGAGAGCCAACGUGGGCUCUGCUGCUAACUGGCCUCAUAGCUGAGCUGGGGAUACUUAUUGCCUCACUGGACAUGGUUGCUCCCAUCCUGUCCAUGUUCUUCUUGAUGUGCUAUCUCUUUGUAAACUUAGCUUGUGCAGUGCAAACUCUCUUACGGACACCCAACUGGAGGCCAAGGUUCAAAUAUUACCAUUGGGCUUUAUCAUUCCUUGGCAUGAGUAUGUGCCUGGCUCUCAUGUUCAUAUCAUCCUGGUACUAUGCCAUAGUGGCCAUGGGCAUUGCAGGAAUGAUCUACAAAUACAUUGAAUACCAAGGAGCAGAGAAGGAGUGGGGAGAUGGGAUAAGAGGACUGUCUCUCAGUGCUGCACGUUAUGCCCUGCUGAGGCUUGAAGCAGGACCUCCUCACACCAAGAACUGGAGGCCACAGUUAUUGGUGCUGUUAAAGCUAGAUGAGGACCUCCAUGUGAAAUAUCCACGAAUGCUCACCUUCGCCUCACAGCUGAAGGCAGGAAAAGGUCUGACGAUCAUUGGCUCUGUCAUAAAGGGCAACUUUCUGGAAAGCUAUGGGGAAAUGCAGGCAGCUGAACAGGCUAUUAAGAACAUGAUGGAGAUUGAGCGGGUCAAAGGUUUCUGCCAAGUUGUUGUGGCAACUAAGGUACGGGAAGGCAUUGCCCACCUGAUCCAAUCCUGUGGUAUGGGUGGAAUGAAACACAACACUGUGGUAAUGGGCUGGCCAUACGGCUGGAGACAGAGUGAAGACCCUCGAGCCUGGAAGACUUUUAUCAACACAGUCCGCUGCACAACAGCUGCCCACCUGGCUCUGAUGGUCCCCAAAAAUGUGUCAUUUUAUCCAAGCAACCAUGAACGCUUCACAGAUGGGAACAUUGAUGUGUGGUGGAUUGUCCACGAUGGAGGAAUGCUGAUGCUGCUGCCUUUCCUGCUCAAACAGCACAAGGUGUGGAGAAAAUGCAAGAUGCGGAUCUUCACUGUGGCCCAGAUGGACGACAAUAGUAUCCAGAUGAAGAAGGACCUGGCCACAUUUCUGUAUCAACUGAGAAUAGAGGCAGAGGUGGAGGUGGUGGAGAUGCAUGACAGCGACAUCUCAGCUUACACUUAUGAGAGAACACUAAUGAUGGAGCAGAGGUCCCAGAUGUUACGGCAGAUGAGGCUAUCCAGUGCAGAAAGACAAAGAGAGGCCCAGCUGGUUAAAGACAGACAUUCAUUGGUGCGAAUGGGCAGUCUAUACUCUGACGAAGAGGAGGAUGUCAUAGAAGUUCCUCCAGAGAAGGUCCACAUGACAUGGACUAGAGAGAAGUGCGAGGCCGAAAGGCGAAACCGAAACAAUGCUCCUGAGAACUUCAGAGAACUCAUGAGCCUAAAACCGGAUCAGUCGAAUGUGCGCCGAAUGCAUACAGCUGUGAAGCUUAACGAAGUAGUAGUUAACAGGUCUCACGAUGCCCGAUUAGUGCUGCUCAACAUGCCAGGCCCACCUCGCGAUACAGAUGGAGAUGAAAACUAUAUGGAGUUUCUGGAGGUGCUGACUGAAGGUUUGGAAAGAGUGAUGUUGGUGAGAGGAGGAGGGCGGGAAGUCAUCACGAUCUACUCAUGACCAGUUAGAAGUCGUUAGAGGCAGUGACCCCAUAAAAAUACAUUUCACCAUGGGACAGGA